Messenger RNA from Myripristis murdjan (pinecone soldierfish), 2978 nucleotides. It is a transcript of the gene nol10, whose product is annotated as nucleolar protein 10. Bases 136 to 2316 code for a protein of 726 amino acids. The transcript is spliced from 21 exons. Lineage: Eukaryota; Metazoa; Chordata; Actinopteri; Holocentriformes; Holocentridae. Gene Ontology annotation, biological process: maturation of SSU-rRNA from tricistronic rRNA transcript (SSU-rRNA, 5.8S rRNA, LSU-rRNA). The record is from RefSeq and is a predicted model, not a curated record. Gene Ontology annotation, cellular component: nucleus; small-subunit processome; nucleolus. Gene Ontology annotation, molecular function: protein binding.
ACACGGACCUGUUUCUGAACGGUACCACGUGCUUCCUGUUUUUACCUCCGUUGCCACAACGUGGAUAGAGUGUAGCCACCAGGUUUGGGCAAAGUGGAGUGUUAUGUGUGACCGGAGCCUCUGUCAUCAUCUAAAAUGCAGAUAUCCAGUGUGAAUGAUGUGAAGAUUUACAACCUGAGCUACGGAAAGUCUCUACCGGAGUGGCUCUCGGAUCGGAAGAAGAGACAGCUGCAAAAGAAAGAUGUUGACAUCCAGCGCAGGAUUGAGCUCAUCCAGGACUUUGAGAUGCCAACUGUGUGCACCUCCAUCAAAGUGUCCCGGGAUGGGCAGUUCAUCCUAGCAGCAGGUACUUACAAACCCAGGAUUCGCUGUUAUGACACCUACCAGCUGUCACUGAAAUUUGAGCGCUGCCUGGAUUCAGAUGUCGUGGCCUUCGACAUCCUGUCUGACGACUAUUCUAAGCUGGUGUUUCUGCACUGUGACCGCUACGUGGAGUUCCACUCCCAACACGGACACUACUACAAAACACGCAUACCCAAGUUUGGACGGGACUUUGCCUACCACUAUCCCUCCUGCGACCUCUAUUUUGUCGGGACAAGCUCAGAGAUUUACAGACUGAAUUUGGAACAAGGACGCUUCCUCAACUCUCUUCAGACUGAUGCUGUGGAGCACAAUGUGUGCGACAUCAACCCCGUCCAUCACUUGUUUGCCACAGGAACCACCGAGGGAAAGGUGGAGUGCUGGGAUCCGCGUGUCCGGAAUCGGGUGGGCCAGCUGGACUGCGCCCUGAGCAGCAUCACAGAAGGAACAGAAGUACAAGGUUUGCCUGCAGUCAGUGCGCUCAGGUUUAACGGCUCCCUCACCAUGGCGGUCGGCACCAGCACCGGUCAGGUGCUGCUGUAUGACCUGCGCUCUAGUCGCCCCCUGCUGGUUAAAGACCACUACUACAACCUGCCCAUCAAGUCACUCAACUUCCACGAGCAGCUCGAUCUGGUCCUGUCCGCUGACUCCAAGAUCAUCAAGAUCUGGAACAAGGACAAUGGCAAGGUGUUCUCCUCCAUCGAACCUCAGGCCAGCAUCAACGAUGUCUGCAUCUACCCCCACUCAGGUAUGCUCUUCACUGCCAACGAGGACCCAAAGAUGAACACGUUCUACAUUCCGGCCCUGGGCCCUGCUCCCCGGUGGUGCUCCUUCCUCGACAACCUGACAGAGGAGCUGGAGGAAAGCCCGGAGACCACUGUCUAUGACGACUACAAGUUUGUUACCCGGAAGGACCUGGAAAACCUCGGUUUGUCUCACCUGGUGGGUUCAUCCCUCCUGAGGGCCUACAUGCAUGGCUUCUUCAUGGACAUCAGACUUUACCACAAGGUUAAAACCAUGGCAAAUCCUUUCGCCUAUGAGGAGUAUCGCAAGGAAAAGAUCCGCCAGAAGAUAGAGGAGUCAAGAACUCAGAGAGUGCAGAUUAAGAAGCUGCCCAAGGUGAACAAGGAGCUGGCUCUCAAGCUCAUGGAGGAGGGAGAUGAUGAAGCCGAGCUGGCUUCCAGGAAAAAGAAGGGCAAGGUUCUUCCCAGCAUCCUGGGCGACGACCGCUUCCAGGUGAUGUUCGAAAACCCUGACUACCAGGUGGAUGAACAGAGCGAGGAAUACCGCCUGCUCAACCCUAUCGUCUCCAAGGUCGGGCAAAAGAGGAAGAAGAAGUUGCGUCUUCUCGCCCAGCAGACUGCUGCCGCUCAGCAGGCGGCUGAGGAGGAAGAAGAGCCUGAGGGGCGACCCAGCUCUGAGGAAGAAAGCUCAGACGAUGACAAGAGCUGGGUGGACGAGGUCAGAGAGCAGCGAAGGUUACUGCGAUUGGAGGACCGCGACCGGCGGCGGCAAGAGAGGAAGCAGGCGGACCGCGACACAAACCUGUUGGAGCAGGAGCAGAACGGCAGUGAGAAAUCCUCCAACGAGCCCCAGAGCAAGAAAACAGGCCAGCCACGGUUCUUCCAUCUGAAAGCUGGCGAGGAGUUCCGCAGCUUCGGUGAUGUGGCCCGCAAGCAGAGACUACAGAAGGUUUCUCUGGAGGAACGGCUGAAGUUUGAGGAGCACUCUGGAACCAGCAACAUGGCUGACACUGCAGUGGGAAGCAAACAACUCACUUUCACUCUCAAAAAGUCGGAGCAGCAGCGGAAACAGCAGCAGGCAGAGCGGGAACACCAUGAAGAAAGGAAGAAGCUCCGGCGCUCGGCGGGACACCUGAGCAGCGGCCGUGGCCGUGGGAGAGGCUGGGGUGGCGGCAGAGGGAGAGGGAGAGGAGGAGGAUGGGGGCGUUACUGAGGAAGAUGGCCUAAUCCUGACCCCACAGCCUCUGUCCCUGCUGGACACAGCCUUCGCCUCACAUCAGAGUUGUGUAGUUUCCUCCCUCUGCUUAGCUCUGGUCAUGAACCCAGCCUAACUUGAGGCGAUGUCGGUUGACUUGGGGACGUUCUGCACAGCUGGCGAGGACAAAGAGUGACGUCUCUGUACAGUCAAGCCCGUCUUACUCUUGGGAUUGGGCUUGGCCAUAUAUUCAGCUGGUCUCUGCAAAUUUAGCACACAGUGGUAAGACAUGAUUCCCUAUGCCGCUGCCUGGGAGCAUAACAUAGCAUAACAUAACGUAUAUCAUUAUCCAAAGCGCCUUUGAGUAUUUGAAGGCUUACUAAUUUUAGCAUGGGUGGUCCCAGGAGGGAAUCAGGAGAUGUGAAGAACGGAGAGGACUUGAUAUGACCUGCCUCGUCUUAGUCUGUUUCUCUGAACUGUAGUUCAGUGCAGCUUACUAUUUCAGUUCAAAGAAGGGGAGCGAAAGUGUGUGUUUGUGUGUGCGAGUACAUGUGCAGGUGUAUGUGUCUUUGAAAAAUGUGUUUUUUUUUUUGUUUUUUUUUUUGUUUUUUAAUUGUUUACUGCUCCUUGUCAUUGCAGUAAGGUAUUAAUAAGGUAUUAAUAUUUCUUAUAACACUGAA